CCACGCUCCAGCGCGCGCCCGGCACCGGGGAGCAGUGGUUACUGGGCGCUCCCGGAACCCCAAUACAAUCCAGCCUAAAGCGCGCGUGCUCCCCCCGGGUGGAUUCUCUGUUUGAUGGUGAAUGCGACUCCGGGAUCUGCGAAGGCGUUAGAGGGAUCCGGGCGUUGGUGCUGAGAAACCUAAGAGUUUUGGAUAACCAGCCAAGAGUUCACAUUUAUCAACCAAGAAAACGAAAAUGAGCAGCCGACGGAAGCGUGCUCCCCCAGUGAAGAUGGAUGAAGAAAAGCAGCAGCAGCUUUGUUGGAACAUGUAUGAAGACAGAAGAAAUGAACCUCUCACCUUAAGUGAUGAUGAGCAGCCCUGUCCAGGUUCAGACUCCUCUUCUGCUCAUUGCCUCAUCCUGGAUGAGAGCCUAAAGGAAGAAGUGGCUCACAGAGAUAAGAAGAGAUGUACAGAGUCAGUGAGCACUUCAAACUCUGUUGAUAUGGAAGAGACUAUUGGUAUUUUUCCCUCUUUGUUUAUAAAGUUGAAUAUUGUGAUAGCUCCCUAUCACUUAGAUAAUUCCUGGAAAGCAUUUCUAGGAGAAUUAACUCUUCAGCUUCAUCCUGAAGAGAGUUUAACUGAAAAUUUUUCUGAAAGGAGUUUUACAUUAAUGAGUUCAGAGUCAAGCAAUCAGUUACUGGUCUAUGUUCAUCCAGAAUGUGGAGAUGUGGAGAAAGAAGAAAAAGGGCUAAAUGAACCAGUCCGUUUUUGUGACAAGGGUAUUCAGGUAGAGUCAUCCUUCAGUAGUGAACUGUUAGAAGAUUUGGGGUGGCUGCAAAAGAAGAGAAGAAUAAAACUUUACCAAAGACCAGAAGGAAACCAUGUUAUCAAGGUUGGAAUUUAUCUUUUGGAAGCUGGUCUAGCAAAACUAGACUUUAUGAGUGAUGCAAAUUCAAGAAUGAAAAAGUUCAAUCAACUUAUGAAGAAAGUGAUGGAAAAGUUAUACAAUUUUAUUAUUCCAGAUGUGUCGGAAGAAGAUGAAGACUCAGAGAGCGAGCCGGAGGGCCAAGACAUUGAUGAGCUCUAUCACUUUGUGAAGCAAACACAUCAGCAAGAAACACAGCCCAUCCAGGUGGACGUCCAGCAUCCUGCGUUGACUCCUGUUUUGAGACCCUACCAAAGAGAGGCCGUCAAUUGGAUGCUACAGCAAGAGCGUUUCAGAAGUGCCCCUGCCAGUGAAAACGCCCUGCACUUAUUAUGGCGAGAAAUUGUUACAUCUGAGGGCUUGAAACUCUACUAUAAUCCACACACGGGCUGCAUCGUCCGUGAGUACCCCAGUGCUGGGCCACAGUUGCUUGGUGGAAUCUUAGCAGAUGAGAUGGGUCUUGGAAAGACAGUGGAGGUUUUGGCUCUGAUUCUGACACAUACUCGACAAGAUGUCAAACAAGAUGCUCUCACUCUUCCUGAGGGAAAAAUGGUGAAUUAUUUUAUUCCGUCACAUUAUUCUGGAGGAAAAGUAAAAAACACAGAAACCCAGAAUAUGGAAUUUGAACCAAAAGAAAAAGUUCAGUGUCCCCCCACGCGUGUAAUGAUAUUGACAGCUGUGAAAGAAAUGAAUGGGAAAAAAGGAGUGUCCAUCAUUUCCAUCUAUAAGUAUGUCAGUUCUAUAUACAGAUAUGAUGUUCAACGGAAUAGGAGUCUUCUGAAGCGGAUGCUGAAAUGUUUAAUUUUCGAAGGUCUUGUGAAGCAGAUCAAAGGCCAUGGUUUUUCUGGAACUUUUACAUUGGGCAAGAAUUACAAGGAAGAGAAUAUAUGUGAUAAAACAAAAAAGCAGGCAGUAGGGAGUCCAAGGAAAAUUCAGAAAGAAGCCAGGAAGUCAGGAAACAAGGACGCUGAUUCUGAAUACUUGCCAUCAAACACCUCUGACGAUGAUGAUGACCCUUAUUAUUAUUAUUAUAAGCCCAGGAAAAAUCGUAGUAAAUUAAGGAAAAGGCCUGUUUCAGGCAUAAAAAGAGGAAAGAGUCAACCUGACAUCAAUCCCGACUCACAAGGACAGUGUCCAACUGCCAGUGACUCUGGGAUUACUGAUGUCACUAUGUCAAAAAGUACAUAUGUCUCUGAAGGCAAGUCAGAGCUCAAAGUAGAGGACCAUGCUGAGUCUCUAAGCCUUAGUGGUGGUGAUGGGCCACACUGCAACAUCAAGAGUCCCUGUAACUCCUCUGAUUAUCGCUUCGAGUGCAUAUGUGGCGAACUUGGCCAGAUAGGCCUUAAGCCUCGCGUUCAGUGCCUGAAAUGCCACUUGUGGCAACAUGCAAAAUGUGUGAAUUAUGAAGAGGAGGAUCUGAAGAUUAAACCUUUUUACUGCCCCCACUGCCUUGUUGCAAUGGAGCCAGUAUCAACACGAGCAACUCUGAUCAUCUCCCCAAGUUCCAUCUGUCAUCAGUGGGUGGAUGAGAUCAACAGGCACGUGAGGUCAUCAUCUCUUAGAGUCCUGGUGUAUCAAGGAGUGAAGAAGGAUGGCUUCUUACAGCCUCACUUUUUGGCAGAACAGGAUAUAGUUAUCAUUACCUACGAUGUCCUUCGUUCAGAACUAAACUAUGUAGAUAUCCCACAUAGCAACAGUGAGGAUGGACGUCGCCUACGGAACCAGAAGCGCUAUAUGGCCAUCCCCAGCCCCCUAGUGGCUGUGGAGUGGUGGAGGAUUUGCCUUGAUGAAGCUCAGAUGGUUGAAUGUCCUACUGUAAAAGCUGCAGAAAUGGCUCAGCGCUUGAGUGGGAUUAAUAGGUGGUGUAUCAGUGGCACUCCAGUGCAGAGAGGAUUAGAAGAUCUUUAUGGGUUAGUGGUCUUUCUUGGUAUUGAACCUUACUGUGUCAGACACUGGUGGGUUCGACUUCUCUAUCGCCCUUACUGCAGGAAGAAUCCUCAGCCCCUCUACAGCUUUAUUGCCAAGAUACUGUGGAGGUCUGCAAAGAGAGAUGUGAUUGACCAAAUCCAGAUCCCACCUCAGACGGAAGAAAUUCACUGGCUCCACUUUUCUCCAGUGGAAAGACAUUUCUAUCACCGCCAGCAUGAGGUGUGCUGCCAGGAUGCGGUGGCAAAGCUCAGGAAGAUUUCCGACUGGGCUCUGAAGCUCAGCAGCCUGGACAGACGGACGGUCACCUCCAUCCUGUAUCCACUGCUGAGGCUCAGGCAGGCCUGCUGCCAUCCACAGGCUGUCCGUGGGGAGUUCUUGCCACUCCAAAAAAGCACCAUGACAAUGGAAGAACUGCUGACAUCUCUGCGGAAGAAAUGUGGAACUGAAUGUGAAGAAGCACACCGGCAGCUAGUUUGUGCCCUCAAUGGUUUAGCAGGCAUCCACAUCAUUAAAGAUGAGUAUGCCUUGGCAGCAGAUCUGUACAGGGAAGUGCUGCGCUCAUCUGAGGAGCACAAAGGAAAACUCAAAACUGAUUCACUCCAAAGACUUCAUGCUACCCAUAACUUAAUGGAAUUAUUAGUAGCCAAGCACCCAGGGAUACCUCCUACCUUGCGAGAUGGCAGACUUGAGGAAGAGGCCAAACAGCUGCGAGAGCAUUACAUGAGCAAGUGUAAUACAGAAGUUGCCGAAGCCCAGCAAGCUCUCCAGCCUGUGCAGCAGACCAUACGUGAGCUCCAAAGAAAGAUUUAUCCUAAUUCUCCCUGGUGGCUUAAUGUGAUCCACAGAGCAAUAGAAUUUGCUAUUGAAGAGGAGCUUGUUCAGCGAGUGCGAAAUGAAAUAACCAGCAACUACAAGCAACAAACUGGCAAGCUUUCUAUGUCAGAGAAGUUCCAUGACUGCAGAGGUCUUCAGUUCUUACUUACAACACAAAUGGAAGAGCUAAAUAAAUUCCAGAAACAAGUCAGAGAGGCUGUGAAAAACCUGGAAGGACCACCAUCUCGUAGCGUGAUCGAGUCUGCAACGAUCUGCCACCUCCGGCCAAUCAGAUUUCCUCUCAACUGCUGUGUCUUUUGCAAGGCUGAUGAAUUGUUCACAGAGUAUGAGUCGAAGCUGUUUUCUCACACAGUCAAAGGCCAGACUGCAAUAUUUGAGGAGAUGAUAGAAGACGAAGAAGGACUAGUAGAUGAUCGAGUACCUACCACCAGCCGGGGUCUGUGGGCAAUAAGUGAGACAGAGCGUUCAAUGAAAGCAAUAUUAUCUUUUGCAAAAUCACAUCGAUUUGAUGUUGAAUUCAUUGAUGAAGGAAGUGCUUUAAUGGAUCUCUUUGAAGCAUGGAAGAAGGAAUAUAAGUUGCUUCAUGAAUACUGGAUGGCCCUGAGGAAUCGUGUAUCUGCUGUUGAUGAACUUGCAAUGGCUACAGAACGACUAAGAGUACGCCAUCCUAGGGAACCAAAGCCCAGUCCACCUGUUCUUCAUAUCAUUGAACCACACGAGGUAGAACAAAAUCGUAUAAAACUACUAAAUGAUAAAGCCGUUGCUACAUCACAACUUCAGAAAAAACUUGGGCAGCUUCUUUACCUAACUAACUUGGAGAAGUCUCAAGACAAAACGUCAGGAGGUAUUAAUCCAGAACCUUGUCCGAUCUGUGCACGGCAGCUGGGAAAGCAGUGGGCAGUACUGACCUGUGGGCACUGUUUCUGUAAUGAAUGCAUUUCUAUUAUUAUCGAACAGUACAGUGUAGGGUCCCACAGAAGCUCCAUCAAGUGUGCCAUCUGCCGCCAGACCACAUCUCAUAAAGAAAUCUCAUAUGUCUUCACCUCAGAGAAAGCAAACCAGGAAGAGGACAUCCCUGUGAAGGGCAGCCAUUCUACAAAAGUGGAAGCUGUGGUCAGAACUCUGAUGAGAAUCCAGCUUAGAGAUCCAGGGGCAAAAGCUCUCGUUUUCUCAACGUGGCAAGAUGUAUUGGAUAUAAUUUCAAAAGCCCUCACCGACAACAACAUGGAAUUUGCACAAAUCAGCCGCGUUAAGACAUUUCAGGAGAACCUGUCAGCAUUUAAACAUGAUCCCGAAAUCAAUAUUUUGCUGCUGCCCCUGCACACAGGUUCUAAUGGACUAACUAUCAUUGAAGCAACUCAUGUUCUUUUGGUGGAACCCAUAUUGAACCCUGCCCAUGAGCUUCAAGCCAUAGGGAGGGUACAUCGAAUCGGACAAACAAAACCUACUAUUGUACACAGAUUCUUAAUUAAAGCAACAAUAGAAGAAAGAAUGCAAGCAAUGCUGAAAACUGCUGAGAGGAGAUAAAGAAACUAAGGUUAAGAAGUAGUGAGAAACUUUCAAGUAAACAGUGGAGCCCAGGUCCCCUGACUCCAAAUCUAAUGUUGCUUUACUAAAUCAUAUGUUAUGAUUAAGAAGGCCCAUGGUUGUAAUUUAAUGAUGAGAUGAUUUAAGCAUUUUUUAUGUUUUGUUUCCUAAUAUUCCUUUCUAAACUAAAAUUUUAGGGAAAACUAUUUGAUAUGCUUGAAUUUUUAUUAAAAAAAGAAAAUAUAAACAUACUUACCUGUAUUAGAGGAAAAACUCUUAUUUAUUUCUGUAAGAUAUCAAUUAAAUAAAUAUUUUAGUGGAAAUUGAAAUUUGGGGGUUUAUUUAAUUUCUGAGCCAUAGAACAUAUGGCUUUCUCUUAUUGUGUCUCAACAGAUGUUAAAAUUGCUUAUACUACAGAAUCCUUUAUUUUAUUACAUCUGUUAUUUCUUCAAUACAGUUGUGACAUUUCCUCCAAACAAUUGUCAAAACAAAGACAGAUCUAAUCCUCACAGCUUCUUGGCUACAAACAAAGGACUAUUUUGUUUCCUUCCCCAUCAUUUUAGAUUAUCAGAAAUACUACCAUUCUUAGAAAUAGUUGCUCACUAACAUAAAUGCAUGCUGUACUAAUCAACCAGUCAGGAAAAAUGAAAAGAGAUGGCCCCAGGCCUUAGAAGAGCUUCAGUGUGUUUGGACCUGGGAACCAUUCUCUGUUAAAUGACAGAUAAGCUUAAUAGGACUGAAAAGAUUAUUUAUAUAGAACGUAAAAUACGUAUAUCUGACUCCAAACCCAUUUAGCUUUACUAUAUUUAUUGGAGCUUUAACUUUUUUCUUUGUAUGUGGUCACCCAAAAGAUCCAUGUGUUUCGUUUAGGGAUUGACCCCUUUCAGAUCACUUUAAUAACAACCAGCUAAAAAUUCUUAACAUGAUCAUUCAACAUAUAAUUACAAAUAAUUAUCAAACCUAACUAAUGGUCAGAAUAUUUAGGAAUUGCAUUUAGCAGUGCAAGAUUAAUCAUCAACUCAGGUUACCCUUACAGAUGAACAAAGGAAGAAAUGAUGUCUUCUAAAUCUUCUUCUGCCCUCUUUUAGUAGUUCUCCCAAGAUUUCAUGUGCUUGAGUUUCUUAUGGUUAUAAAACUACAAGACAGCCUUUCAGAAAUACAGAAAUCAUCUGUACUAAAUGACCUCAAGCUUAGUUAAACUGAAUAAAAGCUAUCUUUCAACUCUUCUAGAAUUUAGCUAAACAAAACUCCACAAUAAUAUGCCAUUUGUAAUUUUUAACUGAUAGAUAUAACAAUAUAAAAAUGAAAUGUCAUCGAAACAGCACAGUACAAGCAAUGCAUUUUUAACCCUGCCUACUCUGAUAAAUCUAAUCUUCAAUAAUAUUUCUUCACAGUAGAAUCAGUUAGCACAGUAUUUCUCUGUUUUCUGGAAUCUCCACGUACCUCUGUUGCAGUGAUACUCACAUGAAUGCGUGUCAUAUGUAAGGAUUGAAUAUGAGCCGCCUGCAAGCCUUCCUUCAGCUAAAGGCUAUGAGAGUAAUUGGUAACCCUAAGGGGAACUCAAGUGUCACAGUAGGUGUGUGGUGUUAUCUCUGAGUUGUAGAACCAAAAAAAACCCCAUUGCUGUCGAGUCAAUUCCAACUCAUAGCGACCCUAUAGGACAGAGUAGAACUGCCCCGUAGGGCUUCGAAGGAGCGCCUGGUGGAUUUGGACAGCCGACCUUUUGGUUAGGGGUCAUAGCUCUUAACCAUUACACUACCCUGCCAGGGUUUCCAAGUUAUAGAACAGGUAGUAUCAAGUCCAAAAAGUAGCAUUAAGAACUGAAUCAGUGAACUUGGCACGGACCAAAGUUGCUGUCUCCUGUCUCUUCCCACCUUCAGGCAGCCAUUCAGGGCAUGCAUGUCUUAUAUUUGAAGAGUGGAGAUCCCACACCAUGACUUGGUAUCCUCUUCCAUUGUUGAAUAGUAGUUAGUCUUAAGAUGUUUUUUGUUAUAUGAAACCAAAUCCUCCUGCUGUCGCUUGUACUUUUUUCUCUGCAAAAUGGAAAUAAAUUUAAAUAAUCUCCAUUAUCUGUAUAAUGAUCCUUUGUACCGGUGACUACUGUUAAUAAGUUGUCCGGUAACUUUCUCCUUUUCUGCCUAUCAAAUAAUCCAUCCCUUCAGCCUUUUCUCAAAGGUCUUCCUCUCCAAACCCCAUCAUUAUCUUUGUCUCUGUAGUAAACCUGUUGUUAAUAUUCUGCACCCCUUAUAACACCUAUUAGAGGAAAAUGUCCAAGGAUACACUUUCAGUACAUGGAACCGUUCCAGACCUGUUACUUGUAUGCCGCGACAGUUCUCAUCAUUAGCGUAUAUCCCUUCCGGUGCCUUAAGGAGAAAACAUUUGUCCCCAAAUUUCCUUAGAAAUUUAGUUUCUUCUCACUUUAUCAGUAAUUUAUUUAGAAUACAUCUGCUGAAAUUACCUAGGUUUAUUUUCUUUCAAGACCAUUUAGUGUAUAUUUACUACAUCGCUAAUUUUGUACUCAAACCUGUAAGGCCCCUGCAUACCCUUUCUGUUCUCCUGGCUUUCUAUAAUCAAACCAGUGCUAAUCCAGUUCUGUUUCUAGACCCUGCCUAAAAAUUUCCAUUAACUUGGAUGAGAACAUUAUUACCUGUUGAUAAUAUUGAAUAUAUUUUCCUUCGAACUUCACAGACUGACGUCUUCCUUGGUAAAUGCAAAUCUGUGUUUUAAAAGGGAAUGUAUUUUAGAAUCUGCUCUUGCUUUAUUGCAUCAGAAUGUUUCUAAAAAUGAUUUAGCUAUUAAACUAUUAAAGCAUCCACAUAGAAUGUUCUGUUCACUUAAAACUUCAUCAGUGCUUUUCACUUUUUAAAGUCGUAUUUGAUAAUCAGGUUUCUGCUUGUAUUUUUUGUUUUUGUUGUUGGGUACCGUCGAGUUGAUUUUCAACUCAUAACGACCCCAUGUAACAGAGUAGAACUGCCCUGUAGGGUUUUCUAGGCUGUAAUCUUUACAAAAGCAGAUUGCCAGAUCUUUCUCCCACAGAGCUACUGGGUGAGUUUGAACCCCCAAUCUAUGGGUUAGCAGCCGAGGGCUUAACGGUUGUGCCACCAGGGCUCCUUGCUUGUAUUCUACAGAUGGCCUUUUCUACUCUGCUCCCACGUUCAGCUGAUCAGAGGUUUGGCCACUGGCGUGACAUGGCACAAAUAAACACUUUACAGAGCACUUCUGUCUUCUUAAGGUCUUAACAGUGACUCACUUUAGCAGACAUCUAAUGUAUACAGUGAUUUGUUUUUGAGGGGUGAUCAUUUCUAUCUAGUUUUUCUCUGUGCAUUCAGCAAAGCAUUAGGAAGCUUUCUCAGUAAUGACUCUGGCCUUUCUAACAUUCUGGUAGAGAUUUUUACUGAGUAAACUGUUGUUAGCUGCUGUCGCGUCAACCCCUGACUCAUGGCAACGCCGUGCACAGCAGAACUAAACGCUGCCCAGCUCUGCACUAACCCUGUGAUUUAUUGCAGAUCAAACUGGUUGUGAUCCAUCAUGUUUUCACUGACUGAUUUUCAAAAGUAGAUGGUCUGGCCUUCCUUCCUUCCUGAAAGGUUUAGAUUUAGAGGCAGCAAAGCAUAAAUAAGGAAAGACUAUUUCAUUUUAAUUUCUAUAAUAUGAAUUCUAGGGAUAUGUUCAUCACUUCUCCUAGGAAAGGUAACUGCAGGCUAAAAGAUGAGAGACUAGAAUGUUUAUUUUUGUCUUAUUCACUCAGGUUAUGUGCAAAAUGUAGUCAAUGACUAGCGAAGCUAAAGCACAAAUAAAGCAACGAGAGAAAAGUACCAUAAAUGUUUGUGUUCAGAUGGGCGUGUUGUUAGUUGUCAAGUCAAUUCCAACUCACAGUGACCCCAUGUGACAGUAGAACUGCCCCUUAGAGUUUCCUAGGCUGUAAUCUCCACAGAAGCAGAUCACUAGGUCUUUCUCCCAUGGAGCCACUGGGUGAGUUCAAACCACCAACCUUUUGGUUAGCAGCCAAGCACUUAACCGUGGUGCCACCAGGCCUUACUACAGUAAAAUUUGAGGAGUCCAUGACAACCCAAAUUAUUAGUAAAAUGAGUGUUUUUUAUUCCAACUUCAAAUAUAGGCAUAUAAAGUCCAAUUGUUUGCCUCUAGCAAGCCAGGUAAGUACUAAUUAAACACAAAGAAGGUUUGAAGAGAAAUCCUUAAUCUUUCCCUUCUGCCUGUCUCCUCUGUCAAGUAGAAACAGUAGUACUGGGAUGGUUCCCAUAUGUAAUUCUCUAGAGAGAUUUUAUCAAAACU
This is a messenger RNA of Loxodonta africana (African savanna elephant), 9490 nucleotides long. RefSeq names its product SNF2 histone linker PHD RING helicase (gene SHPRH). Gene Ontology annotation, biological process: protein polyubiquitination; nucleosome assembly; DNA damage response. The transcript is spliced from 30 exons. Gene Ontology annotation, molecular function: DNA binding; ubiquitin protein ligase activity; ATP-dependent chromatin remodeler activity. The record is from RefSeq and is a predicted model, not a curated record. The coding region runs from base 236 to 5197 and encodes 1653 amino acids. Gene Ontology annotation, cellular component: nucleus; nucleosome. NCBI's taxonomy places the organism in Eukaryota, Metazoa, Chordata, Mammalia, Proboscidea, Elephantidae.